AGGAGGGCGGCGCAGAACGAGGCGGCAACGGCCGUGAGCGGCGGAGGGAAGCGGGGCCCGACCCCGGAGCGGGGCCGGAGCCAUGGCCCAACCGGGGCCCGAAGAGCCGCUGCCGAGCCUGAAGGCGGAGACGCAGCCCCCCGAGAAGCGGCGCAGAACCAUAGAGGACUUCAAUAAGUUCUGCAGCUUCGUGCUGGCCUAUGCGGGAUACAUCCCGGCGGCCGCUGAGGACCCCUCCUGGGCCUCCUCCGGCCCCAGCUCCCCUCACCCGGACGCGGGCGGUACCACCGGCGCCGCGGGGGGGGGGGACGCCUGGAGCUCGGCCCCCACCGCCCUCCGAACCAUCGAGACCUUCGUCCGCAAAGCCAAAUCCUCCAAGAAACGCGGCUUUAACCGGCUGAACGCUCCGGACGCGGCUCUCUUGGACAAAAUGCGCCUUAAAGACUCAUUGUUCGACCUCGGGCCCCCCCCGCAGCCCAGCGCCAUUAGAGUGGUCCCACCUCCGCCUCCUCCUCCGCCGCCAUCUUUGACGGCGUCCCCACGGCGCAGGGAGAGACCAAAGCGGAGGGGGGGCGGGGGGGGCCGGCCCGAAGCCAGGCCCAGGAUUAAGAAGAGCAAGAAGCGGCGCUGGAAGAAAGCGGGGGGAGGGGAACGGGAAGGGGGGGGCAAAGCGUCCCCCAGUGACACGGACUCGGACGAGGAACCGGGGACCCCCCCCGGGGCUCGGGCUCCAACGGCGCUGCCCCCCCCCGCGGCGCCGCAAGUGGGAGCGUCCGAGGGGGCGGGGACGGACGGGGGAGGGGGGGGCAAAGAUGGCGGCGGAGGAGGAGGAGGCAGCACCGAGACCAGCCGGGACGGGGACGGCAGCUCCAGUGAGGGGGAGAUGAGGGUCAUGGAUGAGGACAUCAUGGUGGAGUCCGGUGACGACUCCUGGGACCUCAUCACCUGCUACUGCCAGAAGCCGUUUGCAGGUCGGCCCAUGAUCGAGUGCAGCCAAUGUGGGACCUGGAUCCACCUCUCGUGCGCGCGCGUCAAGAAGAACAACGUCCCUGACGUCUUCUACUGCCAGAAGUGCCGCGAGGGGCCCCCCCGGCGCGCCCCCCCCGCGCCCCCCAGGCCCUCGGGGGACUCCUAAACCCCCCCCCCCGCCUGCCUGACAUGGACUCGUCCGCGCAGUGUGGGUAUGGAGGGGGAAACCAUU
Messenger RNA from Melopsittacus undulatus (budgerigar), 1201 nucleotides. RefSeq names its product PHD finger protein 23 (gene PHF23). The record is from RefSeq and is a predicted model, not a curated record. Gene Ontology annotation, cellular component: nucleus. Lineage: Eukaryota; Metazoa; Chordata; Aves; Psittaciformes; Psittaculidae. Gene Ontology annotation, biological process: positive regulation of protein ubiquitination; negative regulation of autophagosome assembly; negative regulation of autophagosome maturation. The transcript is spliced from 5 exons. Bases 83 to 1135 code for a protein of 350 amino acids.